UUUAAAAUCAAGCCUAAUGGUUACAUCUUCCCAUCUCUACCUCCUUAUAACAUCAUUCUUACUUCUUCAAUGGUUGAUUGAUUAUAGCUCAGCCAACUCAGUUAUCAACACCGAUCGUUCUUCACUUAUUGCCUUCAAAUCUCAAAUCUCUUUUGAUCCCCAUAAUACAUUGACCAAAAAUUGGAGUAGUGAGAGCAGUAUUUGUAGUUGGAUCGGAGUUACUUGUGAUCUUCGCUAUCAAAGGGUGACUCAGUUGAAUAUAUCAUCCAUGGGUCUUGUAGGCACCAUUUCUCCAGAAAUCGGAAAUCUUUCUUUUCUCGUUUCUUUAGAUAUGAGCGGGAACUCUUUUCAUGGUCCUAUACCCCCAUCUAUUUUCAACAUCCCAUUUUUAGAAGUUUUGAAUUUGGUGCAUAAUAGUUUGUCUAGUAGUCUACCUCUUGAUGUAUGCACACACAAUUUGCAUAAACUCAAGAGACUUCGUCUUUCUUUCAACGAGUUGUAUGGGGAAAUACCAUCGAGUUUGGGGCAGUGUUCAAAGCUUGAGUAUCUUGCUUUGUACAGCAACUACUUCAGUGGAAACAUGCCAACACAAAUUGGGAACUUGACAUUGCUUCAACAAUUAUAUUUGGGUGCCAACAAUUUAAAUGGAUAUAUUCCAAAAAAGAUUGGUGAUCUUACUAAUUUACAAAUUUUGGACGCGAGUUUCAACAACUUUAGUGGUCACGUGCCAAGAGAAAUUUGGAACUUGACGAUGCUUCAAGGUUUGUACCUUGGUACCAACAUGUUAAGCGGUAAUAUUCCGAAAGAGAUUGGUGCCCUUAAUAAUUUACAAACUUUGGACAUGAGUUUCAACGACUUUAGUGGUUACGUGCCAAGAGAAAUUGGGAACUUGACAAUGCUUCAAGUGUUGCGGCUUAGGGUGAACAAGUUAAAUGGUAAUAUUCCAAAAGAGAUCGGUGCUCUUGUUAGCUUACAAGAUUUGGGCCUCAAUUCCAACAACUUUGGUGGAUUUGUGCCAAGAGAAAUUGGGAACUUGACGGAGCUACAAACACUGUAUCUUGGUGCAAAUAAGUUUACUGGUGAAAUUCCAAAAGAAAUCGGCGCUCUUACUAAUUUACAAGAAAUGGCUCUGAUUUCCAACAACUUUACUGGCCAAGUGCCGACAGUGAUUGGGAACAUGACAAAGCUUCAAAAAUUGUACCUUGGUGCAAAUAAGUUAACUGGUACAAUACCAUCCACCAUUGAGAAUCUAUCAAAUCUGCAGUUCUUAGGCCUCUCUUCCAACCAAAUAAACGGUGAACUCCCAUCCUCAAUCUGCAAUUUGACAUCUCUUCAGUAUCUUCUUCUCUCAAACAACAGUUUGGAAGGAACAGUUCCACAAUGCUUCGGAAACUUAAGCCGGUCAAUGGCGAUCUUCCAUCUAAAUGCGAAUCAAUUUAGUGGUCUAAUUCCGUCAACGUUUACCAAGGGAUGUAGUCUCAUGUCCAUCAAUUUGAACGAUAAUAAAUUGAUAGGAGGAUUACCUAAAUCCAUGAUCAACUGUCGAAGUCUAAAGGGCCUCGAUAUUGGAAAUAAUCGAAUACACGACGAAUUUCCAUUUUGGAUGGAAGGUCUUCCUGAGCUUCAAGUCCUUGUAUUGAGGUCUAACAAGUUCUAUGGUAACAUGUCACUUCCUUCACCAACCAAACUUCCAUUUCCUAAGUUGCAAGUUUUAGAUGUAUCUCAGAAUGCAUUUGUAGGAUCUCUACCUCAAAGAUAUUUUAACAAUUUUAGGGCAAUGAUUGAGGUGACAAAUGACACAGAGAGAUUUAAUGAUGACUAUCAAAAUUUUGUGGAUAUGAUAGUCACACUGAAAGGUCAGGAUCAGUUAUUGAAUAGAUUGUUGGAAACGUUCACAACAAUUGACUUUUCCUCCAAUAGAUUCACUGGGAGUAUUCCAACUUUGAUAGGAGAUCUUAAGAUUCUCAAAUACUUGAACUUGUCCCACAAUACUCUCACAGGACAUAUACCUUCAUCUAUUGGAAACAUGAAUGAACUCGAAUCGUUGGACUUGUCAACGAACAAAUUGGAUGGAGAAAUUCCAAGUGAAUUGACAAGUUUGACAUUUCUUGCGAAAUUAAACCUUUCAGUGAACAAUCUUGUUGGACAAAUACCGCGAUCUAAGCAGUUCUCCACAUUUGAGAAUGAUUCAUAUGUGGGAAACUUGGGAUUGUGUGGACUUCCGUUGACGAGAAAAUGCAAAGAGGACGAUGGGAAAUCGAUACAGCCUGCAGAAGAUGAUGAAGAUGAUGAAUUCGAAUUCAUAGAUGGAUUUGGUUGGCGAUGUGUUGUGAUGGGUUAUGGAGGUGGAUUCUUAGUUGGGAUUGGAAUUGGUUACAUGAUUAUAAGAAGCGGAAGACCAAGAUGGUUAGUGGAAUUCUUUUUCGGGGUUGGUUAUACAUAUAAGACGAAGAAGAGACGCAACAGAGUUACACCAACACGAACACGCAGGGGAACUUAAUGAAUUGUAUGCUAUUUUUGUUUAAUUUGGAACUUUUGCUUGAGUUGUUUCAAGUUUUCUUUCUUA
Messenger RNA from Salvia hispanica, 2566 nucleotides. RefSeq lists its product as uncharacterized. Gene Ontology annotation, molecular function: protein binding. NCBI's taxonomy places the organism in Eukaryota, Viridiplantae, Streptophyta, Magnoliopsida, Lamiales, Lamiaceae. The record is from RefSeq and is a predicted model, not a curated record.